GAGAGAGAGGGAGGGAGAGCGAAAGAGAGCUGCGCUGCAGUAGCAUCCCACAGCAGACGGAUGAGGACUGCCGGUGUGUUUGUGUGUGUGUGACUGCACUGCUGAAGAGGAGGAGGAGGCAGAGGGUGAGCACGCUCGCACACUUUGCAGGGCCAUAGAGGAGCACACAGCGGCAGCGCUAGUGUUGGCCCACGCCAGGUAAAGUGCCAGUGCCGUCGACCCGCAAACCACUGCUGUAAGAUCUGGACACGCCAACGCCACCGAGACCCCGACUACCAACGCCAUGGCACAAGCGGCCAAACAUCUUCGUAAGAACAAGGAUUUAGAAGCUCUAGCAGAGCAGGAGCGCAAAGAGAAGGAGGAGGAGAGGGCCAAAAAGAGGAGUCGGUCACGGGAUAAAAAGCGCAAGGCCCACGCCGUGCAUCGCUGGCUAAUCGAUCAGGACAGUAGUGUGAGCUCUGAGAUGCCGGAUGGCCAAGGAGUAUGGCACUAUGAUGAUGAAGCAGAUGCUGGCAACAGUUUUCUCCGAGCAGCCCGUUCUGGCAACCUGGACAAGGCCUUGGAACACAUCAAAAAUGGCAUUGAUAUAAAUACAGCCAAUCAGAAUGGGCUCAAUGGGCUUCAUCUGGCCUCAAAAGAAGGCCACGUCAAAAUGGUGCUGGAGCUACUCCAUAAUGGGAUCGUACUGGAAACCACCACGAAGAAAGGGAACACGGCCCUGCACAUCGCAGCCCUGGCAGGGCAGGAGCAGGUGGUCCAAGAGCUGGUUAACUAUGGGGCCAAUGUCAACGCUCAGUCGCAGAAGGGUUUCACUCCACUCUACAUGGCUGCACAAGAAAACCAUCUAGAGGUUGUGAAGUUUCUUCUGGAGAACGGAGCCAAUCAGAGCAUUCCAACUGAGGAUGGAUUCACUCCUCUCGCCGUGGCUCUUCAGCAGGGGCAUGAAAAUGUUGUAGCCCUGCUCAUCAACUAUGGCACCAAAGGAAAGGUCCGCCUCCCUGCGCUGCACAUUGCAGCACGUAACGAUGAUACACGCACAGCCGCAGUGCUUCUGCAGAACGACCCCAAUCCUGAUGUGCUAAGCAAGACUGGAUUCACACCCCUCCACAUUGCUGCGCACUAUGAAAACUUGAACGUAGCUCAACUGCUGCUCAAUAGAGGAGCCAAUGUCAACUUCACCCCAAAGAACGGUAUCACCCCUCUGCACAUUGCAUCCAGACGGGGUAAUGUGAUCAUGGUCCGACUCCUCCUGGACAGAGGGGCUCAGAUUGAUGCCAAGACCAAGGAUGAGCUGACUCCUCUGCACUGUGCAGCAAGAAAUGGCCAUGUUAGGAUUAUAGAAAUCCUGCUGGACCAUGGAGCCCCCAUUAAUGCAAAGACUAAGAAUGGCCUGUCUCCAAUCCACAUGGCAGCGCAGGGCGACCACAUGGACUGCAUCAAACAGCUUCUACAGUACAACGCAGAGAUUGAUGACAUCACACUGGACCACCUCACCCCUCUGCAUGUGGCGGCACACUGCGGUCACCACCGUAUGGCCAAAGUAUUGCUGGACAAAGGGGCCAAACCCAACUCUCGGGCUCUGAACGGCUUUACCCCUUUGCAUAUUGCUUGUAAAAAGAACCACAUGCGUGUGAUGGAUCUCCUGCUCAAACACUCGGCGUCAUUAGAGGCUGUGACUGAGUCCGGCUUAACCCCUUUGCACGUAGCAUCAUUUAUGGGUCAUCUCAACAUUGUGAAGAUCCUGCUGCAGAAAGGCGCUUCUCCCAGUGCUUCUAAUGUGAAAGUGGAAACACCUCUCCAUAUGGCAUCCCGGGCAGGACACUAUGAGGUGGCAGAGUUUUUAUUGCAGAAUGGAGCCCCAGUGGACGCCAAAGCCAAGGAUGACCAGACACCCCUGCACUGUGCAGCUCGGAUGGGCCACAAGGAGCUAGUGAAGCUUCUGCUGGAGCAAAAGGCCAACCCCAACUCCACCACCACAGCAGGACACACACCUCUGCAUAUCGCGGCCCGGGAAGGUCAUGUGCAAACUGUACGGAUCCUCCUGGACAUGGAGGCUCAACAGACUAAGAUGACCAAGAAAGGCUUCACUCCACUCCAUGUGGCCUCCAAGUAUGGGAAGGUGGACGUAGCAGAGCUGCUUCUGGAAAGAGGAGCCAACCCAAAUGCUGCCGGAAAAAAUGGUCUCACUCCGCUGCACGUUGCUGUACAUCACAACAACCUGGAUGUUGUUAACCUUCUUGUUAGCAAAGGAGGAUCACCACACAGUGCAGCCAGGAAUGGCUACACUGCCCUACAUAUAGCAUCCAAGCAGAACCAGGUGGAGGUGGCCAACAGCCUGCUGCAGUAUGGAGCAUCAGCCAAUGCUGAGUCACUACAGGGUGUCACACCUCUCCACCUGGCCUCACAGGAAGGAAGGCCUGACAUGGUGUCCCUGCUCAUCUCCAAACAGGCCAACGUCAACCUCGGCAACAAGAGUGGGUUAACACCCCUCCACCUGGUGGCACAGGAAGGACACGUUGGGAUCGCUGAUAUCUUGGUGAAGCAGGGCGCGUCAGUCUAUGCCGCAACACGGAUGGGCUACACCCCACUCCAUGUAGCUUGUCACUAUGGCAACAUCAAGAUGGUGAAGUUCCUCCUGCAGCAACAGGCCAACGUGAACAGCAAAACAAGGCUUGGUUACACUCCUCUGCAUCAGGCAGCCCAACAGGGACACACGGAUAUUGUGACACUGUUGCUGAAGCAUGGCGCCCAGCCCAAUGAGACCACUACACAUGGCACGUCAGCUCUGGCUAUCGCGAAGAGGUUAGGCUACAUCUCGGUGAUCGACGUCCUAAAACUUGUCACUGAGGAGACAGUUUCCAUGACGACCACAGAGAAACAUCGCAUGAGUUUCCCAGAGACAGUGGAUGAAAUACUGGAUGUGUCUGAGGAUGAAGGAAUUGCACAGCUAACAUUAGCCCCAAACCAUGACAGAGCCUCCACCGUGUUUUACGGAUGGAUCCAGACACUCAGGAUCAUAUCUCCUGUCUUCCGUACAUACAUAGAGCCCAAAAAUUUCAUCACUCCAUACGACGUGUUGUUCAGCAGAGCCAUCAGCUGGGAUAUCAUGUUGUCUAACACUUCUCACAGCUGGUUAACAACCCUGUUCUCUUCUUUCUCUCUUUCUCUGAUGCUGUUUCACCAACCUGACCACGGUCUGUUCGCUCUCUUUGGCAUGUUGUUCUCUGAAGGAGAGGAGCUCUUGGGGACAGAAGGGGCCAGGUACAUGAAGAUGGAUGACAUGAAAGACCAUGAUGACGAUUUCCUCUCCCCCAAGAAAUCACUGGAGUACGAGAGAGGGCUGGGCACAGCAAAUUAUUCGCCAGCCAUUCCACGGAUCCCUCGUGUCUCUCCAGAGCCUGUUAUCCUGAGAGAACAUGAGAUAGAUCAGCAACACACUCCACUUCCACUGCCCAAAGAAUACGACGAGGACUCACUGAUUCCCAGCAGCCCUGCGACUGAGACGUCAGACAAUGUCAGCCCAGUCGCCAGUCCCAUACACACGGGGUUCCUGGUCAGUUUUAUGGUGGAUGCGCGUGGCGGUUCAAUGCGAGGCAGCAGGCAUAAUGGUCUGCGUGUCAUCAUACCUCCGCGGACGUGUGCUGCACCCACCCGCAUUACCUGCCGCCUGGUGAAGCCGCAGAAGCUGACCAGCCCCCCUCCACUGGUGGAGGGAGAGGGGCUGGCCAGCAGAAUCAUUUCCCUGGGUCCUGCAGGGAUGCAGUUUCUGGGACCGGUGAUUGUGGAGAUCCCCCACUUUGCUGCUCUCAGUCGUGGUGACCGGGAGCUCGUAGUGCUGAGGAGCGAGAAUGGCUCGGUCUGGAAAGAACACCGCAACCGUUACGGGGACGAGGUGCUAGAAACAAUCCUCAACGGGAUGGAUGAGGAUUUAGAAAGCCAAGAAGAGCUUGGGAAGAAGCGAAUCCGCCGCAUCAUCUCUACCGACUUCCCCCUUUAUUUUGCCGUUGUGUCACGAGUGCAACAAGAAAGUGACCUGAUUGGCCCGGAAGGAGGCUCCCUGACAAGUAAACUAGUGCCGAUGGUCCAGGCCACGUUUCCCGAGACAGCAGUCACCAAACGAGUCCGUCUGGGGCUGCAGGCUCAGCCAGUUCCAGAUGAGCUGGUUGCAAAGCUUCUCGGUAACCAAGCAAACUUUAGCCCCGUAGUCACGGUGGAGCCUCGGAGGCGCAAGUUUCACCGACCAAUCGGCCUACGUAUUCCCCUGCCUCCAUCUUGGAGGGAGAGCCCUCGAGACUCUGGGGAGGGUGAUACUACCAGUCUGCGUCUUCUCUGCUCUGUCAUAGGUGGUACAGCCCCAGCUCAAUGGGAGGACAUUACUGGCACUACUAAGCUUAUCUAUGCUAGUGAAUGUGCCAGUUUCACAACCAAUGUUUCUGCACGAUUCUGGCUCGCAGACUGUCCUCGGACAGCCGAGGCUGUGUCCUUUGCCAACCUGCUGUACAGGGAGCUGUCGGCCGUACCUUACAUGGCCAAGUUUGUGGUGUUUGCAAAAAUGAAUGAGCUACGCGAGGGCCGUUUGCGCUGCUACUGCAUGACUGAUGACAAGAUGGAUAAAACUCUGGAGCAGCAUGAGAACUUCACAGAGGUGGCUCGCAGCAGGGACAUAGAGGUUAUGGAAGGAAUGCCACUUCACCUGGAGUGUUCAGGGAAUCUUGUUCCAGUGAGGAAGGCCACCCAACAGCCUCGCUGCUUUAGCUUCCAGGCCUUCAGAGAUAAUCGACUUCCUGUCUCUGUUAAGGUGAGGGACAGUAGUAAAGAGCCCACUGGAUUUUUGUCUUUCCUUCGCAAAUCCACCAAGUAUGAAGACAGCCAGCAUGUGCUCUGCAACCUCAACAUCGCUAUGCCUCCAUGUAUCAAGAUUGUUGGGAGUGAAGACCGAAGGCGAACUCUCACCCCGCUGGCUUUAAGAGAAAGAUACAGUGCUCUAAAUGAGCCUGCAAUGGCAUCAAUGAGUGCUAUGGAAAGGACAGAGCUGAAGAUGGCUGUAAUUGCAGAACAGUUGGGACUGAGCUGGGCUGAGUUGGCACGUGAGCUUCAGCUGAGUGUGGAUGACAUUAACAAGAUUCGUGUGGAGAAUCCAAACUCACUGCUGGAGCAGAGCUCCGCACUGCUCAACCUGUGGGCCACUCUCGAGGGCAAGAGGGCAAAGAUGGAGAGUUUGUACACAGCUCUGAAGAGCAUCGACCGCAUGGACAUCAUCAACAUGUUGGAGGGCCAGCCACCUCAGCCUGUGAGACAAGGAUCCCGUGAUCUCAACAGACGUCGACACAGCGAGAGAGACCAUCUGUCCCCUGGUAUGACCAAUGGUUAUGGGCUCCCGCAGGAAGAGCUUCUCUCACCAGCUUCCAUGCAGUACAGCCUGCCCUCCCCGCUGGGUGCUGAGCCUUACUGGCAGGAGGUCUCCAGCCUGGACUGUGCACCUAUUGCCACCACAGAAGAAGACACCCUGAUGGAGAUGUCUGAUGUACAGGUGUGGCCCUCAGGCAACAGCCCUUCCUUGGUGGCUGUGGAGGACUCCUCGCUGGAAUGCAGCAAUGCUGACGAUUCGGAGGGUCUGCUGGGGCUGCCGUAUGGAAGUCUAGGUCGGCCGGCCAGUCAGGCCAGCGCAGCCAGCGGAGGGGGUGGGGUGCUGAGUGGCUCCAUUGAGCUGCCCGAAGACGAUUCAGAGAUGGGCGUUGACUCGCUCAGCACCACCACACCAGCUUCGCUCGGGGGUACCAUCGCUGGGAUCAAUCUUAACGGGCUGAACAAUGGUCAGGGGUCAGAGGCGAGUUCAGAGGCAUCAGCCGUCACAAGCACGACUGGUGGUGAUGGAACUGGAGGAGGAGGAGGAGGCGGGAUGGGCUCAGAGGAAGGGCUUUCUCUUGUUGCAGGACAGCAAAGGGUGUAUGCUCGGUUGAGUGAGUCAACUGGUCUGAGCAGUGCUGCAGAUCGGAAUGGAGACAGGUCAGGCAAUGGGGGAAACGGUGGUGGUGGAGGAUCUUUCCUUUCUUACCUGCAGGAGCAGACAGGCCCGGGAUGGAUCCCUGUCACUGACCCUACUCAGGCUUGGGUGGGCAAUCAGUCUAAACCCAGGCAAACCAUGGAAACCAUGAUGUCAUCAGUGCGUAACGCUGUGGAUGGAGACCCUUCCCGAAUGUCCCAGGAGGCCUUGCUUCAGCCUGUGAGGGACAUGGGGCACUCUGAGAUCUUAAGGGGGCACUUCAGAGGUACCCAACCAUUUGAGAAGGGUUUGGGCUUUCCACACAGGGUACCAGAGCUGAGGGCCUGGGAUGAUGUCCGCCUGAAGGGCCAGGUGAGCACGUUAAACCACCCAUGCAAAUUUAAAGUGGUCACAGUGAGUAGGAUUACUCCUUUUACCAUGUCUGGCAAACAUUUUAGCCUGAACCAAAUUAAUGAACAACCAUUUACUGGGGAUCAAAGUGGGGCAAUGUGGGCCCUAGUUACCGAACUCCUCUUUAGCUUCGUGCUGCUGGCGUUCCUGGUGAUCAGCUGUCAGAAUGUCCUCCACAUAGCCAGUGGCUCGGUGCGGUCGGUGCUCACCUACAUACACACUCAGCUGGACCACGAGCUUGGUGAAAUCGAGGGAGUACCCGACGAAGAGGAGAACGUCACCACCAGAAUCGUCCGCCGUAGAGUCAUUCUUAAGGGUGAUGAGGUUGAAGAUCUUCCUGGGGAGCAAGUGAGCGAGGAACAUUUCACGGAUGAACAUGGAAACAUUGUCACAAAAAAGAUCGUGCGCAAGGUGGUGCGCAGAGGGAAGGGAUCAGGUGAGGAGGGGUUUCAGGAGGUGAGCGUGGAAGGCUCGCUGCAGGACGCCAACGAGCUGGACGCCGAUGCUGAGCAGUUCAUGAGCUACGCCGUCUUGGGUCGGGACAGCAGCAAGCCCGAUACUGUGGAUGUGAAGAAAGGUGCUCAGAUAGUGAAAUGUGCCAGUCUGCGGAGAGUUAAGCAGUGAGGCAGACUGAGUGCUGCGUCCCCGCAGAGUUCUCCGCAGGAUUCAACCCCUUCACCAAAACCAUCCUACAUGAACACAUGACCAGCAGCA
Molecule: messenger RNA, 7108 nt
Organism: Pundamilia nyererei
Lineage: Eukaryota; Metazoa; Chordata; Actinopteri; Cichliformes; Cichlidae
Gene: ank1a
Product: ankyrin 1, erythrocytic a
Exons: 47
Coding region: 284-7018 (2244 amino acids)
Biological process (GO): signal transduction
Molecular function (GO): protein binding
Source: RefSeq, a predicted model, not a curated record